GGCACUCGAGGACCGGGGCAUCGCCGGGGAGGGGGACUGGAGAGCCGCGCCCGCCGCGCGCAGCGCCCCUUCCCGCCCCCUGCACCAUGAGCUGGGGCACCGAGCUCUGGGAUCAAUUUGACAACUUAGAGAAGCACACGCAGUGGGGAAUCGACAUUCUCGAGAAAUACAUCAAAUUUGUGAAGGAAAGGACGGAGAUUGAGCUCAGCUAUGCAAAGCAACUCAGGAAUCUUUCCAAGAAAUACCAACCGAAGAAGAACUCGAAGGAGGAGGACGAGUACAAGUACACGUCCUGCAAGGCCUUCCUUUCCACCCUGAACGAGAUGAACGACUACGCGGGGCAGCACGAGCUCAUCUCGGAGAACAUGACGGCGCAGAUCAUGGUGGACCUGGCUCGCUACGUGCAGGAGCUGAAACAGGAGAGGAAAUCGAACUUCCACGAUGGGCGGAAGGCACAGCAGCACAUAGAGACCUGCUGGAAGCAGCUCGAGGCGAGCAAGAGGCGGUUUGAGCGCGACUGCAAAGAGGCCGACCGAGCCCAGCAGUACUUCGAGAAGAUGGACGCCGACAUCAACGUCACCAAGGCCGACGUGGAGAAGGCCCGGCAGCAAGCGCAGGUGCGGCACCAGAUGGCAGAGGACAGCAAAGCCGACUACUCCGCAGUCCUGCAGAAGUUCAACCAGGAGCAGCACGAGCACUACCACACCCACAUCCCCAGCAUCUUCCAGAAAAUACAAGAGAUGGAGGAGAGGCGGAUCGUGCGGCUGGGGGAGUCCAUGAAGAUGUACGCCGAGGUGGACCGGCAGGUCAUGCCCAUCCUCGGAAAGUGCCUGGACGGCAUCGUGAAGGCGGCCGAGUCCAUCGACCAGAAAAACGACUCCCAGCUGGUCGUCGAAGCUUACAAGUCCGGCUUCGAGCCGCCGGGCGACGUGGAGUUCGAGGACUAUACCCAGCCCAUGCAGCGCGCCGUGUCCGACCACAGCCUGUCCAGCUCGCGAGGGGAGGGCAAGCCGGAGCCCAAGUUCGCGGGCAAAUCCAAGGGGAAGCUCUGGCCGUUCAUCAAGAAAAAUAAGCUUGUGUCCCUUUUAACAUCCCCCCGUCAGCCUCCCCCCCCGCCCCCUGCCUCUGCCUCACCCUCUGCUGUUCCCAACGGCCCCCAGUCUCCCAAGCAGCCAAAGGAACCCCUCUCCCAUCGCUUCAACGAGUUCAUGACCUCCAAACCCAAAAUCCACUGCUUCAGGAGCCUAAAGCGUGGGGGCGCCACGCCGGAGGACUUCAGCAACCUCCCGCCCGAGCAGAGGCGGAAGAAGCUGCAACAGAAAGUGGACGAGCUCAACAAGGACAUUCAGAAGGAGGUGGAUCAGAGAGACGCCAUAACAAAGAUGAAGGACGUGUACCUGAGGAACCCUCAGAUGGGGGACCCGGCCAGUCUGGACCACAAACUGGCGGAAGUCAGCCACAACAUCGAAAAGCUGCGGCUGGAGGCGCAGAAGUUCGAGGCCUGGCUGGCGGAGGUGGAAGGGCGGCUCCCGGCCCGCAGGCAGAGCGGGCUGUACGACAGCCAGACGGCCCCGGCCGUCAACAACUGCGCGCAGGACCGCGAGAGCAGCCCGGAUGGCAGCUACACGGAGGAGCAGAGCCAGGAGAGCGAGGUGAAGGUGCUGGCCCCCGACUUCGACGACGAGUUUGACGACGAGGAGCCAUUGCCCGCCAUCGGCACCUGCAAGGCGCUCUACACGUUCGAAGGCCAGAACGAAGGGACCAUCUCUGUGGCCGAAGGAGAGACGCUGUACGUCAUUGAGGAGGACAAAGGCGACGGCUGGACCCGCAUCCGGAGGAGCGAGGACGAGGAGGGCUACGUCCCCACUUCCUACGUCCAAGUCUAUUUGGACAAAAAUGCCAAAGAUCCCUAAACGUGGUGCCCGCGAGUCACAGCCUCGGGUGAGCCUUCUCGGAGGGACGGCGGGGUCUUUCCGUCCCCCCAGGCCCCAGCGCCCGCCCCAGCCGCGCCAGUCUCCACCCACAGCCGCCUGCCACCCCCUCCUCCUCUCUCCACAGCGCUGCCCCUCAGGGCCUCAGCUGUGUCCCUCUGGGGCCCCCAGUCCACCCGGGGCUCACCGUGGCCCGUCCCCCCCCCCCCCCCGCAUUUCACACUGUGCCUUUUGUGGGAACCCUGCCGCUGGUCUCCUGGGGACUAGGGGGGCUGGACGCACACGGGGCGGAGUAGCCCAGGCCGCUGUUUACGUUAGCAAACUUACCCUCCCCCAUGCCUGGUGAGUAUCCCGCUCUCUGGGUCUGGGCUCGCACUGGGUGCUUGGUGCUGGCCCUCUGGCCCUGUUCCGGCCCGGGAGCACCUGCGUGGGCGCUGGGCGUGCAGCCCUGGUUCAGAGGCCUGGGAGCGGCCGCACUGAACAUCGAGUUCCAGCUCCCGGGCGACCUGCUUCCUGGCCUGGGUCUGCCUCUCCCAGGAGCAUCCGGCCUGCUCGCCCCCACCAGGCAUGGUCUCCCCGUUGCAAAGUGAGGUUCCUCUUCCAGCGAGUCCCAGUACCAGCGUCCUGGGGCUUCGGCAUGGGCACCUCCGUGUGACCCCGUAGCCACCACUCCUGCAUUCCACCCCCACCCCACCCCGGGCCCUGUAGAAUUAGAGGGGGCCGCUUUCCUCCCCCUGUGGAUCUUUGGCGGGGUCCCUGGCCCUGCUGGGGGCAGAACUGGCCAGAGAGAAGGAACACCCCGCACUGGAAGCCCGAGGGUGGGGCCAGAAUCCUCAUUCUUCUGUUUGUCCUUGGUAACCUUGGCGACCACGCGCUGCCUCCAGCACCCUGAGUCUAAGACUGUGGAGCUGUGGGCACAGCAGUCCCACAGCGCCGGGGACUCCAUGCAAGGGGAAGACGGUGAGGAGGAAGUGGCUUUGGGUUUAAGCAGUGAGCCUACAGGCGCUGAAAACCGCGGAGAGACCUGAGGGCUUCUCCCGGGGCCCUGCCGUGCGGCCUCGCUGCAGUCACUGGAGAGGACGAACCCACACCAGCAGGUCAGGGUGACGGCAUGGCCGGCCUCUGUCCCUGUGGAGCAGCAGGUGCACGGCGACCACGCUGCUGCCGGCAGCGCCACGAAGGGCUCCGCCCCCCCCCCCCACGCCAGGGAUGCUGAGUGGGUCCUGGAAGCUUCGGCACUGCAUGGCGUGCACCUCAUCUUGGUCGAGGGUCGGGACCGACACAGCCCUUGGCCGCCGCCGCUCAUCCUGCCGCUCGUCCUGCCGUCAGUCAGACCUGGUGCAGCAUAGCCUGUGCCCUCUCCUGGCCCCCAGGCCGCCUUUGGUUCAUUCGCUUCAGGUCAUCUGGACCCUUCCCCCACCCUCCAAAAAAGCGAGCGGGUCUCUGGCGCUGGCUCGCGGCUGGGGGGGGAGGGGCCGAGCCCCCGGGCUGGGCGUAGGAAAUGUGCUCUGACGGUGGAGAUGGAGCGCUCACUCCGUGGAUCCUACUGUGAAAUCUGUGCCGUGGAGCGGCUCACGCAUCCCAGGCGCGUGGGGCUCCCCGUGACCACCGCCCUCCGUGUAUCUGCCGCCCGCCGCCUGUCCGCCCGCCGCCUGUCCGCCCGCCGCCAGCAGCGCUGUGAGAAUGACGACCUUGAAAGGAAACUGCCUUGGAACUGAGCUGAACACAAGGCGAAGGGGAGGAACUUGUGCCCGGUUUCUCCUUUGCAGGAUGGGAAAAAAAACCUUUUUUUUUCAAGGCGUGGGAAGCUGUGAUGGGAUUCUCCAGUGUUCUCAGCUGGGCUCCUCCUGCACAGGCGCCCGUGGCUGCCGGGACUCGCGUGGCACAAAGCCCCCGAUGCCUUGGGGAACAUCUGGGACGAUAAAGUUUACACAACAGUGAGGUUAUGUUCCUACUAAGUCUUUUUCCAGAAAGUUCGGUUUGGCUUGCCUCCCGUGCUUAGGUCAUCUGAAAACUUUGUCUAAAAAAAAGACCCAGAAUUCCAUGUUAACCUGUGUCGAGCACCUUCGGACGCCUGUGUGUGUCGGGGGCGGCCCCAGCCUGGCCCACUGUCGGAGUACAGUGCUUCCCAGGGGGCCACUGCUGACCGUGUGUUAAUCCACGUGUUCAAUAAAAGGUGACGUCUGUCCUAGGACCCCGGGACUGCUGUGUUGC
This is a messenger RNA of Lepus europaeus (European hare), 4145 nucleotides long. It is a transcript of the gene FNBP1, whose product is annotated as formin binding protein 1. The transcript is spliced from 16 exons. Gene Ontology annotation, biological process: signal transduction; endocytosis. Gene Ontology annotation, molecular function: protein binding. Lineage: Eukaryota; Metazoa; Chordata; Mammalia; Lagomorpha; Leporidae. Bases 87 to 1913 code for a protein of 608 amino acids. The record is from RefSeq and is a predicted model, not a curated record.